Messenger RNA from Clupea harengus (Atlantic herring), 1357 nucleotides. It is a transcript of the gene cenph, whose product is annotated as centromere protein H. NCBI's taxonomy places the organism in Eukaryota, Metazoa, Chordata, Actinopteri, Clupeiformes, Clupeidae. Gene Ontology annotation, molecular function: kinetochore binding. Gene Ontology annotation, cellular component: nucleus; kinetochore. Gene Ontology annotation, biological process: mitotic spindle organization; chromosome segregation; kinetochore assembly. The record is from RefSeq and is a predicted model, not a curated record.
AUAGUGCAUUAAUAAAGUCAGUUACAUUUACCUAAAAAAUGAUACGACGACUAAAGCGACUUUUCCUAUGGCAGAGCCAUGACCACCGACCGGCACCGACACCACUAACCUUUACUUUACUCUGACGAUGGGCUAUGGCUGCUUUGCGUCACGUGGUUUGUGUUUGCAUUUCCUGGCGGUAGAUUUUGAGUUGUGAAUUAGCUCUGUCGGCUAUCUUUGUCGUUCUACACUUCUGGAAUUGGUUAUAUAAGUUUAACUCUUUUUCCGAGCUACAGAUAUCGGCCACAAUGGACGUCUGUAAACAGCUUGAAGGUGUUUCACCAAAUAAUGAAACUGGAGCAUUCAACGGCUGCUCACCUGCCACCAUCCCAGAUACAGUAACAGCCAUUGAUUUAGUGAGGAUGAAGGAGACUAUCUCAAACCAAUGUUUUGAAAUGAGGGUACAGGCCAAUUUAGGAAGUAAUAAGAGACUGGUUGGUGAUGAUGCAGAUAUAUCAACGUUGGAGGAGGGAGUGGACGAAGCUAGAACAAAACUAUUCAACAAAACACUGGCCUUGAACAGGAUGCAAGUCUGGAACGCCAUCACUACCAAGCUAACCCAGAAUGAUGGAAAUUCAGAGGAAAUGAAGAUGUUGGCUCAACACAGUUUAAGUGGAUUUGGAAGAAUACGAAAACUUCAGCAGGAGUCCCGUGAACUUCAGGACCAAAUCACAGACCUACAGAAAGAAAGGCUUGAUCUGAAAGUGCUCAUAAAGAAGAAGAUGCAGGAGAUGGCUGAGCUGAAGAAGAUGAGGGAGAAUCAGGGUGAGGCGGAGAGGCGUACCAUGGAGAAAGCUGACACGGUGGUGGAGAAACACCAGAAGAUCAUAGCUGUAUCUCAGAACAUUCUAAGGGGGAUACUCCUUGCCACCAGGGUGAAUUGGAUGGAUAAUCCAAAAUUAAGAGACAUUGCAAUGGGAUUGGAAAGCAUUCCAAAUUGAAGAAAUGAGGGGAAACCUGUUGUGUGUCAACACAACGUGGCAAAAGUGUGUGUGUGUGUGUGUGUGUGUGUGUGUGUGUGUGUGUGUGGAUGAAAUAUUUAAAGUCUAGUUAGAUAUAAACGUAGUAUGUGUAAAUAUUUUUUUUCAACUGCAGUGUUUUAAAUUGUACAUAUCCCCAUCAGUGUAUGCUUUAGGUAUAAACUCUGAAAGAUAUGCUGUAUUCACUUGAGCAGGUCAUGAAAUUGCAUGUUUUAAUUUCAAUUGUGAGUAUUUGUUUUUAGUUCUUGUAACCCUUUUUCCUCCUACAUCUCCACAAUAUCCAAUAAAAAAUGUCCAAUUCUUUACAUGCACUCCAUGCAACAUUUUUACAUUCCUUG